AUGACAGCCGAGAGCCGGCUGCCGCCGGGCCCCCCGCCGCUGCCGCCGCUGCCGCCGCUGCCCCCGCCGCUGAAGGCGGACGCUGCGCCGCAGGGGCAGGAGGCGGCGGCGGCGUUGGGGGCGCGGGGCGGCCGACGGCGGCGCAAGCGCCCUGCGGAGCGGGGCAAACCGCCCUACAGUUACAUCGCCCUCAUCGCUAUGGCCAUCGGGCAAGCGCCCGAGCGGCGACUGACGUUGGGAGGCAUCUAUCGCUUUAUCACCGAGCGCUUCCCUUUCUACCGCGAUAGCCCCCGCAAGUGGCAGAACAGCAUCCGUCACAACCUCACCCUCAACGACUGCUUCGUCAAGGUGCCGCGGGAGCCCGGCCGCCCUGGCAAGGGCAACUACUGGACGCUGGACCCUCACGCCCGCGACAUGUUCGAGAGCGGCUCCUUCCUCCGUCGCAGGAAGCGCUUCAAACGCAGCGAUCUCUCCACCUACCCGGCCUUCCUCGCCGAGCGCCCCGACGAGCCCUGCCGCCUCUUCCCGCUGUCCGCCCCGCCGCCCGCGGCCGACCUGCCCCCGGCACCCCCCGCUGCUUCAUGUUCCUUCGCCGCCGCCGCCGUUGCCUUCCCCCCGCAGAGCUGCGCCGCCGCCCUGCCGCACGGAUACGCCCCGCUGCCCCCCGGCCCCGCGCCUUACGCACCGGGAGGUCCCGGUCAGCUGUACACGCCGUCGGGGCGCAUCGUGCUGCCCGCCUCGCCGCCAGCCCCCGCCGGGCUCUACGGGCGCCGCUCUCCCGUGCCGUACCCGCCGCUGCCACACGUCUACGGAGCCGGCGGACAGCUGGGCGCCGCCGAUCCCGGGCAGCGGCACGGAGCUUACCCCGGCGGCCAAGACAGGUUCGUCCCGCCGCUCUGACGCAGCGCCGGAGAGGCCGGGCGGCCCGACGGCGGGUACCGGAGCCCGGGAGAGAGCCAGCUGCGGGGUUCGCCAGGCGCUGCUGGACCAGCGGCCCUCCGGGAAGAUGCUGGAAGACUUUGGUCUGCGGCUCUGCAUCAUGCCACCUGCCCGAGACUCCCGGCGAGGAGCGCUGCCGCCAGCCGUGCGGACCUGCGGGACCCUGCUCAGCCCUGUCUGCUCUCUCCAGAGAAGCCCUAGGGGCUCCCAAGUGCCUGGAUGGGGCAAACAGCCCUUUCCUUCUCUAUUGCCUUUUCUGGGGCAGGUGCCCAAUGCUUCCUGACAGGUUUUCACCCCUCCAGCACCCCUCCAGCUGGGCUCCCUGGUCUGUCCAAGAAGAUCUCACUUUUAACAACCUCCUCGCUGUUAAUGAUUUGAUUUACAGAACUAAAUGUCUGCUGUGGUGGGGGAUGAGGGAGGCAGGAGAAAGCAUUACCCAGCCUCGCAUAGCCAGAGUUAUAAAAGUGGGAUGUGUGACACUAAUGUGGCUGCUUGUCCCUCAUGGUGCACAAGGCUAUUGUGGUGAUGCCAGGCUUUGCACCAACAACCAACAGGACCAGGGCUGGGAAGGUUUGGGUGCUGGGGUUGCAGCCAAACACGGGAAGUAAAAUCCUGACGGGAGUCGUGCUCUGUGUUGUAGCAGUGGGAAAAGGUGGGACUGGAAGUAUAAAAACUUUUACUGUGAGCAUGUUCAGCCCCUGGAAGAGGGAGUCAGUGAGGUCCUGGGCUCUCUGUCCUUCAGGGUCUUCCCAACUUGAUUGCACAGAGCCUGAGUGACCUGACCUGUCUUUGGAGUUGGAUCCACCAUUGAACUUGGACCUGCUUUGAGUGGAGAUCUAGUCCAGAGGUCUGUGGAGGUCCGUAUAUCCUAAAUUACUUUGAUCUUAACAUCAGCGUAGCUCUGUAACCUAGCAAAAUCAGCACCCAGGGGGAAACCCUUCCUUCCUGAAAUGAGCAAGAGUGGCAGGACAUGGUGCCUUUUUAUCUUUGAUUGCUCCCUUGUCAAGGCAUAGCUGGAAAAAAGGCUAGAGGAAAACACGGAGAGGGAACCACUGAUAGGAACAGCUGUGAAGGGCUUGAAAAUAGAUCCAUGGGGAAACUCAUGAAAAUCCCCCUCAACAGAUCCUGCCACCCCUGAAAGUUUCCCAGUGAGACAGUGGAUGCCCUGGGCUCUGUCAGGGGCUGUGAGCGGAGAGGGGCAGAUAUAGUGCUGCUACCACCCAAAUCUCUUUAGACAGCUUCUUUUUCCUGUGGAGGUGGGACCAUGUGUGAUUGGGGCCAGGAGGAGGUUGGUGAGGGGUGAUCCAGAGUGGUGGGAGCAGCAAUGAAGAGAAGUGGGUGGAAAGUGCAGCCAGAGCCUCAGCAGGGGCUUUGGAAGAGCAGUGGGGGUGCACAUACACCAGGGUCUCUUCCCACCACAAAAGGGUACAGAUCAUAGUAUAACUUAGGCUGGGAGAGGCGUUGGGAAGCUUCUGUUCCAUGGUUGUGUUCAAAGGAUCGUCAGCUAUAACCUGUAGUUUGCUCAAGCCUGUUGAAGUGCGUCCUGAAAACCUCCAGGGUUGGAGACAGCACUGUUUCUUCAGGCAACCUGGCUGCCCUCAUGGGGGAGAAGUUUCUCCUUUUAUCCACUCAGCACCUCUCCAGUCUCUUUUCAUGUCCACUCUCUUGUCCUGCUGCUAUGCACUGCUACAGAGAGCUCCAAUCCCAUGAAGACACCUGUACUUUCUGCUCCAUGGAGAAUUUUUCACAUGAGCUCAUCAGCAGGAUGAAAUCUGUGUGGACGCAGGUUCUUCUCUGUGUGCUAUACUCCAGGUAUCCAAGUGGGACAUGAGAGGGAGGAAACAGAGUGGGGUGGGAAGGUGUUUGAGUGUUCCUGCAGAACAGUUUGGGGUAGAGGAGGCUAAAGCUCUCUGCAGUAGGUGAACAUGAGGAGUUGCCUUCCUUGGGAUUCUGAAGUAGGAAAUGAGUCUUGGAUUCAGGGCACCUACUCCUCUCUCAGAGAUAGGGACGGUACAUCCUGGGUGAGCUACCUUGUGGGCUGAGGCUGGGGCUGGGCUGGUGCUGCUGAUCCUGGUCCAUCUGGACCUUUUCUGUGGUACUGCAGGAAGCUGCAGCCUGUACACGG
This is a messenger RNA of Melopsittacus undulatus (budgerigar), 3064 nucleotides long. RefSeq names its product forkhead box E1 (gene FOXE1). The coding region runs from base 1 to 900 and encodes 299 amino acids. Gene Ontology annotation, biological process: anatomical structure morphogenesis; regulation of transcription by RNA polymerase II; cell differentiation. The transcript has a single exon. Gene Ontology annotation, molecular function: DNA-binding transcription factor activity, RNA polymerase II-specific; RNA polymerase II cis-regulatory region sequence-specific DNA binding. The record is from RefSeq and is a predicted model, not a curated record. NCBI's taxonomy places the organism in Eukaryota, Metazoa, Chordata, Aves, Psittaciformes, Psittaculidae.